AUGAAGAGAGGAAAAAAUAAAUCCGAUCUAAAAAAAUAUGCUUCAGAAGUUCAAUUAAAAGAAUCAUUUCAAAGUCCGCCAUUUGAUAUCCUCGUAGUUAAAGUGUUGAGUCUUCAAGUACCAGAAAAACAACCAAUGCACUUUGCUAUGCAAGUCGUGUUCUAUGACCAAUUAAUCCUAGAUGAAGUAGUAACCUCUUUGUGGGCCAGAGAAUUAACUAACGAAGAGAUUAUAGCACAAGGUGUGAUGAAUUAUGACCCGUCGGACUACGAAAAAAUAUCUCUCUUUGCAGAUACACCGUUGAAAGUGACCAUACAACCUUUGACAACGAAAGAAACAAAUGUAUCACCAGUUUUAAAUUCCAAAUCAAAUGAAAGUCAACACAAGAGAUUAGAUACAGAAUUCCUCAAGACCACAACAAAUAUGAGUAGUUGUAAUGUGGAUAUUUUACCGAUGUUCCUUGAUACAGAUGAAAUGUACGUAAGAGUACGCAUGCAUCCAGAAACACAAACAUCAGUUUUAAACGCAAUUAGUUUCGACAACCUUCCACUUCUCACAAUUAAACUGUCGGUAGAUCGAAAUGAAUUGAACGCUAAGCAUCAUGAUAUACUUAGUGAAGCGAAUUAUUUAAAAAUAACGCUAGUUGGAUGUUAUAACUUACCGAUUCCGUACAACAAAGAUUUUGUGUACACCGCUGCGACAAAAGCUACAUUAACCAAUGAAACGAAUAAUAAUGUAAUUAAGUUCAACGAGGGGUACAAAAGUCCAAAGAGAUUUUCCGACACCAAUUUCUACCCAAAGUGGGAAACAGUAAGGUAUUAUGAAAAUGUCUAUUCAGAAAGCUCCGAGAAAUUUAACUGCAAGCUUGAAAAUUUUCAAAACGACGCAAAUAUUGAUUUUGAAAAAUAUUUGACUGAAUCCUCCAGACACAAUACAAUAAUAUGGGCUUCGUUCCACCGUACACUGUUACUGAAAGAAACUGAGCUACGGAUGUGCGACUUCCUCCGUCAAUACCAUUGGCCUUUAGAGCUUCGUAUCUCUGGUAGCACCGACUACUGUUUUAUGGCGUCUUUGGAUUUAUUUAAAUUGCUGUACCCGGGAGAGGACACAGUUCGCCUUGUUGUGCCACUACAAUGGUUUGACGAAGUGACCAUGAAAGAGAAAUGUGAUUGUGAUCCUUUGCUCGCUUUUAACGAACAGGCGCCAUCAACCACUAGCUCUUUUCGGAAAUCAAGCAAGAUGACUGAUUCAGUUCGGACUAGCAAAACCGACACAAGAUCUCAAAUGCCUACAGGGAGCGAUGACAGCUGCGCCUUUGUUAUUAUAGAAGUGGCUUUACAACGUCCGUUUAAGAAACCAGUAACACCUCCGCAAAUAUCUCAACAAGAAAUUAAAGAAAUGCUGAAGGAGAUGGAAGCUCAACCAUGCCAACGAGAAUGCACAGGACGUGGACAAAAGGUCAAAGACUGGCAAAACACAGUAAAAAUGGCUGCAAAUGCUUUGCGCAGGAUCCCAUUUUAUGGUUCUGCAGAUUUCUGCACAUUCGAUCGCCAACUUGGUUCGACACGCACUCGUGUUGAAAUCCUUACAUCGCUUUGCGAGGAGGCUGCAAUCUACGUCAACAACAAUUUUGUCACAAAAGACUUCUUACAGUCUGAAAAAACGUUUGAGGAACUUCUAAUGAUGGCUCAUGCUUGUCUCGUGCGUAUUGCAUCUGACACACUGCUCGGUGUCGACGAUUGGCCAAAGAUGGAUCCAAUAAUUCGGGCUGCGAGGCAUGCUCGUCAUUUUCAAGAUACGCACCAUGCUCUGGAACUAUAUUUUCAAUCCGUAGCCCAAAAUACGCGCAAUGCUGAUCGUUGGCGGGAGUUGGCCACCUGUCUACGAGACCUGGAUCAAGACUGGGCUGACAUUUGCCUUGACAAGUCCCUCAUGCUGAAUCCUCGACAUCCGCUUACGCUUCUCUCUAAAGGAUGUAUGGUUUUCAAAAAAGAUCCGGACGCAGCCGAACCGUUCUUCUUAGGUAUAUUAUAUUUCCAGCCAUUUUGGCUUGUCGGGCUGGUGGCUGCAAAUGCUUUCUACAUACACAGGGAAAACUUUCAAAUAGCUGAUGCAGUCUUGGACUUUCUAAAGAAAACUCAAACACAAGGGUUAUCGGAGCAAUUGAAAAUUCCCAGAGCAUGGGAGAAUGAACUGGGCGAUUGGUGGGACUCGACGCCGUUGCGCCCUGGAAUGAGUCUAUAUUACGACACGGCAGAUCUACUACUUAGGAUACGUGCCAUUAAAUUAGCGGAAGUUUGUCUUGCUCAAGCUCUCAUCAGAACUGGCGAGUGCCCGGAGUACUUCCACUUGUUAGCCUUGUGUUGCCGCCUAAAAGGGAACGUUAACGACGCUCUGUGCAAUAUUCAGAAAGGAAUUGAGAAAUUUGGCGAGAUCAGUUACUUAAGGACGUUGGAGGCUGAAUGUUAUUAUACUCAAAAUAAUUCCCAAGCUUAUUCUGCAUCGUUCGAAAAGGCUGGCACAGGAUCUGGCUCAUACAGUAUACUGUUAUCGAUGCUGAGUCGCAGUACAGAGCAUUGCCGUCCUGUGCUGGUGGAACUGCUGCGUCGUCAGCCCAGCGCUUACGCUUGGAUGGCGCUCGCUGAAUAUUGGAUUACGUCAACGAAAGAAGAAGCCAAAAAUGCGCCCCAGUGGAGAGGGGAAACUCCAGCUGUUUCAAAUGCAAUUGCAUGCGCGGUGGAAGCCCUCAAAAUAGACAAGCAAGCAGGGCGGGCGUGGGCAUUACUAGCUAGAUUUGUCAAGCCUAGCGCAAGAAAACUAUACUGCAAGCAGAUGGCUAUAUCUUGCGGGUACAGCUGGGUGAAUGAACGUGCACCUUCACGUCCAAGUCAAUGUCAUCGACUGGGUAAAGCUUUGCGAGAGUGCCGAUGUAAAAUAUGCAACAACUUUAUCCUUUAA
Messenger RNA from Parnassius mnemosyne (clouded apollo), 2958 nucleotides. The record is from the annotation of a GenBank genome assembly. Lineage: Eukaryota; Metazoa; Arthropoda; Insecta; Lepidoptera; Papilionidae.